Messenger RNA from Triticum aestivum (bread wheat), 3424 nucleotides. Its product is annotated as CSC1-like protein RXW8. The transcript is spliced from 12 exons. Gene Ontology annotation, cellular component: plasma membrane. The record is from RefSeq and is a predicted model, not a curated record. NCBI's taxonomy places the organism in Eukaryota, Viridiplantae, Streptophyta, Magnoliopsida, Poales, Poaceae. Gene Ontology annotation, molecular function: calcium-activated cation channel activity. The coding region runs from base 718 to 3003 and encodes 761 amino acids.
AGUGGAUGGGCUCUGCCUGCUCUCUCUGCUCUGCAGAGACGCAUCAACUCCUCUGACCUGUCGCUCCCUCCCGCCUCCCUCCCACCAACCAAUCGCCGGCGACCUCGGCCCCUCGCCAUUACCGCGCUCCGUCGAGGUCGGCGCCGCACCUCUACUCUCCCCGCCAGUCAAUGCGAUGCCCGCCGCGUUUCCCUUCUGAUUUUGCCGGUCGCCUGAGGGUGGCGUAGGGUUCCUCCUGCCUCUGCGGCGGCGGGCGGACGACUUCUUGGCUCCGGCGGUUGCUCCUGUCCAGUCCAUUCCGCUUGGAGGUGCUGAGGACAUCAAGAAUGAUGCUUCUGUAUAUGCUUACAUGACAUGAGUCAGCGGGACAGCUUGGAUUCCUCCAGUUCAUAUCUGAUGGAAUUUGUGCUUUGAUCGAGCCAGGGGGGCGGUGCUCGGAUUCUGUAGCCACUUAGAGGGGGAUCUUUGGUAAUCUCAGUUAACUGAUACAUCCAAAGUUUGAAAAAAAGAAAACAUCACUAGGAGUUAAUUGUGCUUUUCUGACAAAAGCACACGCUUAACCGUAAUUAUGCGCGUAAUACGCGCUGGUAUCGCCCAGGCACGCCUUGUUAACUAUGGUCUUGUCACACUACCACGUUGAGCAGCUUUUUGCUUCAUCUGGAACUUGUGCAGUUUAGGCUUUAGACUACUUCAGUGUCUACUACUGGAUAGGAAGCCAUGAAGAUCAGCGCGCUCAUGACCUCUGCGGGCAUCAACAUUGGGAUCUGCGUGCUCCUGUGGUCCCUCUAUUCCGUUCUCAGAAAGCAGCCAGCAUUUGUCAGGGUCUACUUCGGCCGGAGGAUCGCCGAGGAGAAUAGACUGCUCCGAGAGGCCUUCAUCUUGGAGAGGUUUGUUCCAUCCACCGGCUGGAUCGUCAAGGCCCUGCAGUGUACCGAGGAAGAUCUCUUGGCAGCUGCUGGGCUGGAUGCUAUUGCUUUCAACAGAAUACUAGUGUUCAGCAUACGCAUCUUUUCCCUAGCUGCCAUCCUGUGCCUUUUUGGAAUUCUUCCAGUGCAUUAUUUCGGACGAAAGACGCAUCACCUUGAGAUUCCUUCAGAACAAUUGCAUAUGUUCACAGUUCAGAAUGUGGAAGUGCAAUCAAGAUGGCUUUGGGUUCAUUCUUUAGUCCUCUACAUAAUAUCUGGAGUAGCUUGCUUUCUCCUACAUAUUGAGUAUAAGCACAUUGCUAGGCUGAGGCUCCUUCACCUUAAACGCACAACACUAAAUCCAGGCCAAUUUACUGUGCUUGUUCGCGGAAUACCAAAGACAGCAAACGAAUCGUGCAGUAGUGACGUUGAUGAUUUCUUCACCAAGUAUCAUGCAUCAAGUUACCUAUUCCAUCAAGUUGUUUACAAGGCUGGGAAAGUUCAGAAGAUAAUGACUGGUGCGAAGAAGGCAUGUGGAAAGUUGGACCAUUCCACUUCCACAGACACAACUCUAGAUCAGAGCCGCAAAGCAAUUACAUACCCGUGUUGUGUUUGUGGAGCUUCUUCAAAUUCUUUCCAGUUGUUACCGACUGACGAAGUUGCAAAGAACAUAGAUAACGAGGAAUGUGCGGCUGCUUUUGUAUUUUUCAAAACUCGGUAUGGCGCACUUCUUGCUUCACAAGCACUUCAGACUUCGAACCCUACGAAGUGGGUUACCGAUCUAGCUCCAGAGCCAGAUGAUGUGUAUUGGUCAAACAUUUGGCUUCCCUAUAAGCAGCUUUGGAUUCGACGGAUAGCUACGCUUCUAGGUUCUCUUGUUUUUUCGGUCUUAUUUUUGCUACCAGUGACAUUUAUACAAGGUCUGUCCCAGCUUGAUCAGGUGCAUCGGAAGCUUCCUUUUCUUAAUGGGUUAUUAAAGCAGCCAUACAUAAGCCAAAUAAUAACUGGAUACCUUCCAAGUGUCAUACUGCUACUAUUCCUGUACACCGUUUCGCCAAUAAUGAUAUUGUUUUCGACAUUGGAGGGGCCUACAUCUCACAGUGAAAGGAAGAGGAGUGCUUGCUCUAAAGUGCUGUACUUCUUCAUUUGGAAUGUGUUCUUUGUUAAUUUAGCAUCUGGUGCUGUCAUAAGCCAAUUGAAUUCUUCUUCAACCACAAAGGACAUCGCUGUCCAGCUAGCUGGUGUCAUACCUGGGCAGACUACAUUCUUCAUCACCUAUGUUCUGACUUCAGGAUGGGCCAGUUUAUCGUCUGAACUUAUGCAACUCUUUGGUCUGAUCUAUAACUUUAUAAUAAAGUAUGUUCUGAGAAUGAAAGAAGAUACAGCGUUCGUCCCCACGUUUCCGUAUCACACAGAAGUACCAAAAGUUAUGUUGUUUGGCCUGUUGGGCUUCUCAUGCUCUGUACUGGCACCCUUGAUCCUACCUUUUCUGCUAGUCUACUUCUUCCUGGGUUAUGUCGUAUACCGCAAUCAGCUACUCAACGUUUACCGGAUGAGAUAUGACAGUGGUGGUUUGUAUUGGCCAAUUGCACACAACACGGUGAUGUUCUCUCUCGUGCUCACCCAGAUCAUCUGCUUCGGCGUAUUUGGCCUAAAAAAAUCACCAGUAGCUGCAGGCUUCACCAUACCUCCUAUAUUCUUUAUUCUUUCAUUCAAUCAGUACUGCAGAACCCGGUUUCUUCCUCUAUUCAAAACUUUUCCCACACAGGACUUAAUCGACUUGGACAGGGAAGACGAAAGGUCAGGAAGAAUGGAACAUAUUCACCAUGGACUCCGUUCCGCGUAUCGCCAGUUCCCUGAUGAAGAUAUAAAGCUGGAGAAAAUCCUGACCGUCCGGAAUGACGAGGACCAAGAUGAAGGUCGUAGCUCGAGCGAGCCCAACGGAGAACAAACCUGCAAGGAACAAGAGCCCGGAAGGGAUCUGUGUCACCCUACUCUGGAGGGACUCCCUGUUAGCCGUCUGCGGGAUUCCGUGAGAUCCAUCGCUUUCCUCUGGACUGCAAAGAAGAGGUCCGGCGAUAGCGCAUUGAUGAACUAACCACUAACUAACCCGUUUAUCUGUCCGUCAGCUUGUGUAAAUGUACGUCAGUAUAGGUCAUACAUACAAGUAUAGUAUACAUCACGCAUUAGUUAGAAAAUCCAAGUGAAGCAUCAUCAUAGUUAUUGGGGUGCAAUUUUUGUUUAGGGCAGCGUUCCAAGUUUGGACAAACAGGAAGUAAGGCCACCCACAAUGCAUAGUAUCAUGGGCUAGUAUCAAAAUAACGCAUGAUACUACUUUAGUUACUGCAUCCACAUUGCAUAAUAUCAUACAUUAGUAUCACAUUAUCACUUGAUAUGUUCAGUUGUGAAAUCUUGAUACGAAAUCGUGGAUAUGAUCAAUUUCUUAGGAAUUCUUCUCAUUUGAUGCUCUGUAUAUUGUAUCAUAAUAUUGAAGAAUUUUGGGUUUUAUGCCCGGCUGA